GCGCAUGCGCAUUCGCCCCUAAAGUUGGGCCGCGGACGCCUCCCGUCGCUUCUCCAGCCCGGCUUGUCCCCGUCCCUCCCCCCCCGUCCCCGCCGCCGCCGCGAUGAUGAUGAUGGCGCUGAGCAAGACCUUCGGGCAGAAGCCAGUCAAGUUCCAGCUGGAGGAGGACGGCGAGUUCUACAUGAUCGGCUCCGAGGUGGGCAACUACCUGCGGAUGUUCCGGGGCUCUCUGUAUAAGCGAUACCCGUCGCUCUGGAGGCGCCUGGCCACAGUGGAGGAGCGCAAGAAGAUCGUCGCCUCGUCCCACGAAUCUCAGCGGAGUCACAGCCCCAGAAGAUAUCACGGUUAUACCACACUGGCCACUAGCGUGACUCUCUUGAAAGCAUCAGAAGUAGAAGAGAUCUUGGAUGGAAAUGAUGAGAAAUACAAGGCAGUCUCCAUCAGCACUGAGCCUCCCACCUACCUUAGAGAACAGAAGGCAAAAAGGAACAGCCAGUGGGUUCCAACCCUUCCAAACAGUUCCCACCACCUUGAUGCCGUGCCAUGCUCAACAACCAUUAACAGAAACCGGAUGGGCAGAGACAAGAAGAGAACCUUCCCUCUCUGCUUUGAUGACCAUGACCCAGCUGUGAUCCAUGAGAAUGCUUCUCAGCCGGAGGUGCUGGUUCCCAUCCGACUCGACAUGGAAAUAGAUGGGCAGAAACUGAGAGACGCUUUCACGUGGAACAUGAAUGAAAAACUAAUGACCCCAGAAAUGUUUUCGGAGAUUCUCUGUGAUGAUCUGGAUUUGAAUCCGCUGACCUUUGUCCCUGCGAUUGCAUCAGCGAUACGACAACAGAUCGAAUCUUAUCCUACAGACAGUAUUCUGGAGGACCAGUCAGAUCAACGUGUCAUUAUUAAGCUCAACAUCCACGUGGGGAACAUCUCCCUGGUGGACCAAUUUGAGUGGGACAUGUCUGAGAAGGAGAAUUCCCCUGAGAAGUUUGCCCUGAAGCUGUGCUCAGAGCUUGGGCUGGGCGGCGAGUUCGUCACCACCAUAGCUUACAGCAUCCGGGGCCAGCUGAGCUGGCAUCAGAAGACAUAUGCAUUCAGCGAGAAUCCUCUGCCAACAGUGGAGAUUGCCAUUCGCAACACCGGGGAUGCUGACCAGUGGUGCCCUCUGCUUGAAACCCUGACAGAUGCAGAAAUGGAGAAGAAAAUCCGAGACCAAGACCGAAACACAAGGCGCAUGAGGCGUUUGGCUAACACAGCUCCAGCUUGGUAAGCCUCCAGAUGUGGACGAGAGUAGUCAGUCUCCAGGCUGUCUUCAUGAAGAGGCAAGCAUUUGUUUUGCUUUACAUGCCCACCUGGAGAUGGGCAGUAUUUGCAUUGGCUGGCCCAGCAAACCAGAGGGGUGGUGACCUCUCCUCCUUCCACCUCAUGGCUUCCUGUUGAACAAGGGGUCCAAUAAAGACCUGUGGCAGCUGUCUGAGCCCUUCUCUCCCUCCCCCCCCCAAAAAAAAACACCUUAGGAAAAGUUUUUAAAUAAAAGAAAUGAAUUAUA
Rhineura floridana is the source of this 1543-nucleotide messenger RNA. RefSeq names its product SWI/SNF related, matrix associated, actin dependent regulator of chromatin, subfamily b, member 1 (gene SMARCB1). Bases 104 to 1264 code for a protein of 386 amino acids. The transcript has 10 exons. The record is from RefSeq and is a predicted model, not a curated record. Gene Ontology annotation, molecular function: transcription coregulator activity. NCBI's taxonomy places the organism in Eukaryota, Metazoa, Chordata, Lepidosauria, Squamata, Rhineuridae. Gene Ontology annotation, cellular component: nuclear chromosome; nucleus. Gene Ontology annotation, biological process: chromatin remodeling; regulation of transcription by RNA polymerase II.